This is a messenger RNA of Oppiella nova, 325 nucleotides long. NCBI's taxonomy places the organism in Eukaryota, Metazoa, Arthropoda, Arachnida, Sarcoptiformes, Oppiidae. The record is from the annotation of a GenBank genome assembly.
UGUAUCGAACUAUUGGACACAAUAUUCUUCAUAUUGCGAAAGAAAGCGAAUCAAUUGACAUUCCUCCACGUCUACCACCACUCAUCAAUGUUUAUAUUCUGGUGGGUGGGCGCCAAGUUUGUGCCGGGAGGGUCGGCACUCACCGGGGCAAUGAUGCAAUUUACCACUGGAGUGGUGUUGGGCCUGAAUUCCAUAAUAACUAACUGUCCGUUCACUCGAUGGAUGCAAUAUUUCUAUCAAAAGGCUUAUGUCAGUAAAGAAGAGGAACCGGACAAAAAAGAUGACUGAUUGAAAAAUUAACGCUCAUUUGGAUUUUAUAUAAUUA